AUGAUCCCGCCUACGUCCGCGGUGCUUACGGCCUUCCUGUCUUUGGGAGGGUUGGAGCUGGUUGCAGCUCGGGACGCCGCCGUCGAGCAAGCGCUUAAACCCCGAUUCAUCCCCAAAUAUUUGAAGAGACAGAUCAAUUAUACACCAUCUUUCACUCCAUCGUCAGGACCAGGGACAUCUGAUGUGGCGUCAGGACGAGAUGCAGGUACGACGCCUCCUGCGCCUGGCCCCCCAGUGGUCGUUAUUCCCGUUACUAUUUCGGUAGAUCGAAACGGAGUCACGCAUACUAUCACGGGCGCCCUGCCGACUGGAACGUCCGGUGCCGUGACUUCAAUAAGCUCUACGUCGAUUUCAGAGCAACCUGUCUCGCCUCCCCCAGCCAGCAACCCCGUGGUGGCCGCACAAUCUUCCAACAAAGAUGUAACCUCUCAGCCUACAAAGAACACAGAGUCGGACACGAGCGCCUCGAAUUCGGGGUCUGCCCCUCCAGUGUCGAGCCAUGGCGCUACCCCGGGCGAUGCAGGGAACACCCUUGGUAGUAGCUCUGGGAAAGCAGUAUCAGGCACUCCCAUUCCCGCCCUCCCUGUCGCUCCUGUCAACCCGACAAGUGACGCGAUUCUGGAGAACCCAAAACAAACAGGGUCAACAACAUCGAUUCCUGUAAUUGGUUCUGGUACUGCUUCGAGCACUCUAUUGCCUUCGAGUGAGGGAUCCUCUUCCGGCGGAUCCGAGUCGACUUCGGUCCGAAUCAUCGAUCACAGUUCGACUCAGAGUAUCCCAUUGCCUUCGCCACAGCCUGAAGAUCCCUACCCUUCAGGCCAGUCUGAGUCGAGCACGGUCCCAAUCAUCGGUCUCAGUAGGACUAAGAGCACUCCACAGCCUACUAAGACGUCCGAUGAUACUACGACCCGCUCUAUCCCGGCGUCUAACUCGAGAGAGGGGUCAUCGUCACCUACUUCGUCUUCAGACUUGAUCGGUAUCAUAUUGUCUCCCAGCGGAACCGCUGAACCGACCACCAGUGACAGUAGCAGAGCUGAUCCUACAGGUUCCAGUGGUAUCUUACCCACUAUUGCGGUCAGCGUGCCUCUGAUGCCUUCGCUAUCAAAUGGGCCCAAAGUAACACCCCCGUUUAUCAGCCCUCAGCCUCUUCCCUCGGAUAGUUCGGGUCCUAUUGUCCCUAUACCAGGAGGGUCUGCCACAACUGACUUGACCGGAUCGUAUACUGGCACCGGGUCCCUAACUAUCACUGGAUCCACGACUGCCACGGGAUCUCACAAUGGCACCGCAUCUGAGACUGCCACUGGAUCGCCAGGAUCUAAAAGUACUCUUGGAUCGUCGGGCGCUCAUGGUACCUCGAGUUCCACACGUACAAGCGGAGCCGUCAUUCCUACUGGCACCAGGUCCGGGUCCGCAGGUCUGUCAUCGACUGCUGUCAGCUCUACCAAGACAUCACCAUCGAAGGCCACCAACCCGACGAAUCCGAAUUCCACGUCUGCUCAUGUUCCAAGCACGGAGCCGCCAGAACAGUCGAGCACAGCAACGUCAAAUACUGAACCAACACCGACGCCAGAGCCCUCCCCAGAACCAACCCCGAAGGCCAGUAGCAGCAGCAGCGGAUCCGACGACUGGGUGCCUUCCACCAUUCUUGUGGAGCCUCCAACCCCUACGACGCAAGAUUCGGCUACCCACGAGACCGCUACUGCUACCAGCACAAGCACGCAGCUUCCAGGUGCGAUUUCACCUCCUGGAGAGAUUAAGACCCCCAAGGAUGCCAUUAUGAUUCGGCUGGGAUUUAACGAGAAGCUUCGUUACAGUUUCGUCGCCACAACCACACUGUCUUCUUCCCAAAUCUUCCUUUACGUCCCGAAGGGUCUCAUGUAUGCAAUGGGACUCUCUAGUGACCAAGUAUCUAUGGUUACUAUUCAACCCCUACAGACCCAUGGCUAUCUCGCUACGACUGUUUUGGCAUAUGUUUCGAAGACUGACUAUCUAUGGAAUGGCAAUUCGAGUCAAUUCGAGCAAGAUAUGUGGAACCCCAAUUCGAGAGUUUACGAGCAGCCCAAUGAAUCGGUGAAAACACUGUUCUCGAUGCUGGAUCCCUCGAUCGAUCUCUGGCCCAACGGAAAACCAGGGUCUGACGGUGGGGGAUCGAACGGCAACGGGCAGAAUAGUGGUGGUAGUGGCAGUGGAGGCGAUGGUAAAGGCAACAACUCAGGUGGCAAUGGUGAUGGAGGUGCGAGUAGCAGCUCCACUGCUCGCCCUAGCUCCGUUGGCAUCGGCCUAGGUGUUGUGGCCGGUGCAGCUGCCUAUGGGGCAGGAAUGUUCUGGGUUGCUCGCCGGUACCGGAAGAAGCGUCAAUUGCACCGACGGUCAACCUCGAAUGUUGAGCAGCUGAGCGGUGCUGGAACGGCUUUCGCUACCGGUGGUCGCAUAUCUCGCAACAGUCAAGUCAGCCGGGGAGGAAGCGCUCGCACCCAGAUGAUCAGUGCACCUGUGAUGGCUGAGAACUCGCUCGGAUGGAACUAA
This is a messenger RNA of Aspergillus tanneri, 2526 nucleotides long. RefSeq names its product putative mucin family signaling protein Msb2. Lineage: Eukaryota; Fungi; Ascomycota; Eurotiomycetes; Eurotiales; Aspergillaceae. The coding region runs from base 1 to 2526 and encodes 841 amino acids. Gene Ontology annotation, biological process: signal transduction involved in filamentous growth; osmosensory signaling pathway via Sho1 osmosensor; establishment of cell polarity. Gene Ontology annotation, cellular component: plasma membrane; site of polarized growth; extracellular region. Gene Ontology annotation, molecular function: osmosensor activity. The record is from RefSeq and is a predicted model, not a curated record. The transcript has a single exon.